UAAAACACACCUUGGACCAACGGAGGCAUAGUUCGAGUCGGAUACGGCUCCGUUCCCAGUUUCUCACAUCGCAUCGCUGAAAUUUUCGUCGUCUUGGAGGAAGGAAGGAACCAAUGGCUACGGAGGCAGCUCCGAUGGACGAAAAGGCGAAGAGAAUGAGAGAUCUAUUGUCGAGCUUUUACGCUCCGGAUCCUUCAAUCUCGACGAGUGGUUCAUCGAUCAGCGCCUCUUUCGAUAACAUCAACAGCACUUCAUUCGAUGCUGAUCAGUACAUGGAUCUCAUGAUUAAAAAGUCGAAUCUGGAGGUGCUUCUGCAAAGACAUGUUCAAAUGGCUGCCGAGAUUAAAAAUCUUGACACAGACUUGCAAAUGCUAGUCUAUGAAAAUUACAACAAGUUUAUCAGUGCUACAGAUACCAUCAAAAGGAUGAAGAGUAAUAUUUUUGGGAUGGAAGGCAAUAUGGACCAGCUUCUUCAGAAGAUAAUGUCAGUGCAAUCAAGGAGUGAUGGGGUCAAUACUUCUCUUUUCGAAAAAAGAGAACAUAUAGAGAAACUGCACCGGACACGUAAUCUUCUUCGUAAAGUUCAGUUCAUCUAUGAUUUACCUGCAAGACUGCAAAAAUGUAUCAAGUCAGAAACCUAUGGCGAUGCUGUCAGGUUCUAUAUUGGAGCAAUGCCAAUUCUCAAGGUAUAUGGUGAUACAUCAUUCCAAGACUGCAGACGAGCUUCGGAAGAAGCUAUAGAAAUCAUCAUAAAGAACUUGCAGACAAAGCUAUUUUCAGAUUCAGAAUCCAUACAGGCGAGAGCUGAAGCUGCAGUGCUUCUUAAGCAGCUGGAUGUUCCCGUUGAUAGCUUAAAGGACAAACUGUUGGAAAAGCUGGAACAAUCUCUUGAUGGUCUUCAAAUUAAGCCUGAGGAAGCAAGUUUACUUGCGGAGCAGAAUGAUUCAUCUAAUGAUGCGGAAAGCAAUGAGCAACAUCCUGCUAAAAUUCAUGAGGAUGCUGUGCGUGGAUUUUCUGAGGCCAUGCGUGCUUAUCGAGAAAUAUUCCCCGACUCAGAAGAAAGACUUUUUAAACUCGCGAGAGCCUUAACUGCAAUGCACUUUGAGAACAUGGAUCUAUAUAUAAGAAAGCGGGUUUCUGCAGCAGAUUUUCUUCGAAUUUUUCGAAUCAUAUGGGAAGAUGUGGUACUUAUGGACGAGGUGCUACCUGAGGCUGAGCUCUCUGAUUUAUCUGCAGAGGCUGCCCAGGUCACUGUUAAGAAAUUCGUUGCAAGGACGUUUUCUCAUCUUGAACAGGAUAUAUCAGAUACCAUCUUGAAGUUUGAUAUCAACCAAAAGGAAGCAGUAGAGGAGGAAGUCUUGAAGGUUGUCCUAGAAGCUAGUAAAAAGGCAGGGCUACAAGGCACCACAGAUAUAUUCCAGGACUUCCGUCAGCUUCUUGAUGAAAACAUUGGAAUAUUUGUCAAGAUGAAGGACUUAAUCAUUGGCUGGAUUCAGAAUGGAUUUCAAGACUUCUUCAGGUCACUUGAAGCUCAAUUUCUAGUACUUUCUGGAAAAACUAGCUCAUCAAAGGAGAUUGAAGGAGGUUUGGUAGAGGGAAAAUCGAGUGACAAAAUCCAUGCUGGUCUCAUCCUUGUAUUGGCGCAGCUCUCUGUCUUCGUCGAACAAAAGGUCAUCCCGAGAGUUUCUGAGGAAAUAGCUGCUUCCUUCUCUGGUGGAAAUUCCCAAGCCUUUGAGAAUGGACCUGCUUUUAUUCCUGGAGAACUAUGCCGGGUCUUCCAUGCAGCCAGCGAAAAGCUUCUCCAGCAUUACAUAGACACAAGAACACAGAAGAUAUCUGUUUUAUUGAGGAAAAGGUUCAAGACACCAAACUGGGUUAAGCACAAGGAGCCACGAGAGGUUCACAUGUAUGUCGAUAUGUUUCUUCACGAGUUAGAAGAGGUUGGUAAAGAAGUGAAACAAGUUUUACCUCAAGGGACAUUUCGGAAGCACAAGAGAACAGACAGCAACGGAAGCAACACUACAACUUCAUCACGGAGUAAUACACUCCAUAACGAUAAGAUGACACGGUCGAAUUCACAAAGAGCUCGUAGUCAGCUUUUCGAGACGCAUCUUGCAAAACUGUUCAAGCAAAAAGUAGAAAUAUUCACCAAGGUUGAAUUUACCCAGGAAUCAGUUGUUACAACAACAGUGAAACUCUGUUUGAAGAGUUUGCAAGAAUAUGUCCGGCUCCAAACGUUUAACCGCAGCGGGUUCCAGCAGAUUCAGUUAGACAUUCAGUUCUUGAAAGCUCCUUUGAAAGAAACAGUUGAGGACGAAGCUGCAAUUGAUUUCUUGCUCGACGAGGUGAUCGUUGCGGCUUCUGAGAGAUGUCUUGAUGUGAUUCCACUGGAGCCACCAAUCUUGGACAAACUCAUACAAGCUAAACUCGCUAAAUCAAAGGAGCACAACAACAACAACAACACAGUUUCCUCUUAAAAAUUGUUAUAACUCAAAAGAAAGUGUGUCAUGAUUUUUGCCAAUUUUUUCCCGCUUCUUGUUAUAUCUUCCGUAGUGUAAAUCAAAACCAUCAAAUUGAUAUGUAUUUUCCAGAAACUCUCUAGUGUUAAACCAAACCCGGUUUAAGUUGCUUUGA
Camelina sativa (false flax) is the source of this 2634-nucleotide messenger RNA. Lineage: Eukaryota; Viridiplantae; Streptophyta; Magnoliopsida; Brassicales; Brassicaceae. The record is from RefSeq and is a predicted model, not a curated record.